Bicyclus anynana (squinting bush brown) is the source of this 2287-nucleotide messenger RNA. Its product is annotated as nose resistant to fluoxetine protein 6-like. NCBI's taxonomy places the organism in Eukaryota, Metazoa, Arthropoda, Insecta, Lepidoptera, Nymphalidae. The record is from RefSeq and is a predicted model, not a curated record. Bases 13 to 1866 code for a protein of 617 amino acids. The transcript has 11 exons. Gene Ontology annotation, molecular function: acyltransferase activity, transferring groups other than amino-acyl groups.
GAGUAUCGCAAGAUGCCGCCACUGUACGCAUUGGAUGAUUACUCAGAGUGCCUGCUGCAGCCUGAGGGCUUGUACUGCGUGGCGGACUAUCAUCUCUUCUCCAACGCACACUCGGACCUCAUGCACUUUAUACAAGAAUACUCAGCAUUCAAAAGGAAACAUUACAAUUAUACAUUAAUACACAGAGGCACCUGCGUUUCGAUUACCUGUAGAGAUUACAUUCAUAGAAUAAAUGAAACAGGGGACCUAGAGAUGAUCCUUGGAGAAUGCCUCAACGAAUCCCUAUGGAGAAGCCACAAGCUAGAAGCAAGUUUGGCUGAACUAAAAUAUUGCAAGAGUGCCGAAGAUAAAACGAUUCUCGAGUUAAGUGAUUUCCUUGUAGCUGCUGUUUAUGUUAUUUUAAUUACGCUAAACAUAAUCGGAAGCUUUUACGACAUCUUGUUAUGCGAAAAAGACAGUAAAACAGGUAUUAAACUUAUAAUUAUCAACAAUUGCUCAACAUUUAUGAUUAAAUACUCUUACUUAGGAAACCCGUACUUGCUAUCGUUUUCAAUGAGGCGCAACUGGUCGAAGCUUACCGCGCCAGGUGGAAGCGGACCUGACUCUAGGAUGGAACGAUUGAAAUUAUUCAAUGGAUUAAGAGCAAUGACGUCAGUCUGUGUGAUAUUCUCUCACGCUGCACUAAUUUUGUCCACGUCAUACAUCGCGAACCCGCGUUUUGUUGAACAGAUAUAUGACGAUCUGUCAAAACAAAUGCUUCUCAACGGCAACUUUGUGACGCACACAUUUUUCGUAAUGUCCAGUUUUCUGUUGGCGUACAACUUACAGAUACAGUCUGAAAAAACUGAAAUUACUUGGAUACAUAUACCAAAAGGCAUUCUGUUAAGGUGGAUCAGAUUAACUCCAUCAUACGCUCUAGUGAUAGCUACAAUCAGUACAUGGAUGCGCUACAUGGGCAGUGGCCCAAUGUGGGACCUGAUCGUGGUCAGUGAGGCCAACUACUGCCGCCACUAUUGGUGGGCCAACAUAUUCUACUUCAAUAACUACAUCUAUAAAUAUGACAUCUGUUUCCCGCAUGGAUGGUAUCUAGCAGCCGACACACAGAUGUUCUGCAUCAGCCUGAUCCUGCUGGUGCUGGUGCAGAAGCCCCAGCACCGGAAGGUGGCACUGGUUCUCCUCUUCCUCUUGUCACUGCUCAUCACCGCCGCGCACACUUACUUCCAGGAUCUGACUGCUAUCCUUUUACAGUCUCCUGAGACUAUCCGUACUCUUUACAAGGAUGACGAUACGUUUAAUUUAUCGUUCAGCCGAGGGCACACCAACUUCUCGACCUAUACGCUGGGCCUCGCGGGAGGGAUCCUUACUUACUACUGGCAGACCAAUGGAAAGGACUUCACUAAAUACAAGAAGUACCGGUGGCUGGUGUGGCUCGUGUUCCCGCUAGGUGUGGCCAUCAUCCUGUCAGGCACCCUGUUCUUCACUGACGGCGAGGGUCAGAGCGCGGUACUGCGCGUCGGCUACGCUGCGCUGAGCAAGCCGACGUUCCAACUGCUUAUGCUUAUAUUAAUCAUCGGCAGCAUCUUUAAAAUUGAGACGGUAUACCGUGGUAUAAUAGAGUGGCGCGGCUUUGCCUGGGCGGGGCGCGUGUCGUACAGCGCUUUCUUGCUACACACCCUCUUCCAGAGAGGCGUCGUGGGAUAUCAGACCACACCCCUAUAUUUAUCCGACUUUUUCAUAUUUAUGAUGUUAUGUGAGUCAGUUCUCUUGUCCUUUCUACUGGGGACAGUCCUCUGGCUGGCGGUCGAGGCGCCGAUCGGAGGACUGACGCGCGCGCUGCUCGCUCCACGAAACAAAAAUAAACUUUAACCUUGUACAUAUGUAUAAUGUAAAUACAUUUAUAAACACAAAUACUAAAUUACAGUUAACUGUUUUUUUAAUGCUAUGUCUGACAAAUUGGUCCAUGCGUCAGGUGACCUAAGAGCUGGCGCUUAUUUGGCCCAAGGGUUAAGCCUUGCUAUCCAGAGGGGUGAUAGCGCUAGUGUAUUGGGUACCUUGCCUCUGGGUGAACAAUUAGAUGGUGUGUAUUUGUUAUAAUUAUUUUAUUACACUUUACACUAAUAUUAUAAAGGCAAAAGUUUGUGUAUAAGUGUGUAUGUUUGUAAGUGUGCAAGUAUGUUUGUUCCUCUAUUACGCUGCGGCUACUGAGGCGAUUUGGCUAAAAUUUGGAAUGGAAAUAUAUUUUACUCUGGAUUAACACAUAGGAUACUUUUUAUCUCGGAAAAUUACA